This is a messenger RNA of Malania oleifera, 3581 nucleotides long. Its product is annotated as ubiquitin carboxyl-terminal hydrolase 8. Gene Ontology annotation, molecular function: cysteine-type deubiquitinase activity. The transcript has 13 exons. NCBI's taxonomy places the organism in Eukaryota, Viridiplantae, Streptophyta, Magnoliopsida, Santalales, Ximeniaceae. The record is from RefSeq and is a predicted model, not a curated record. Gene Ontology annotation, biological process: protein deubiquitination. The coding region runs from base 134 to 2731 and encodes 865 amino acids.
AGCUCCACUUGUUUCUCUGCAAAUCCGCCAGUCACUCUCUUUCACUCUUUCUCUCUGAGUCUCUGUAUGUUCAAAUGAUCUGCAUGUCUCUCCUUCUCCAUCUUUGAACUUCCUUGCACACUCUCCCUCUCUCAUGGACGGUCCCUGCGCAGAAGAUUCUUCACAAAGCCUCGCUACAGACGACGGCCAACGAGUAUACUUCGUGCCUCACCGGUGGUGGAAAGAGGCGCAGGACCCUGCAUUGGGGGAUUCGGAUGCGAAGAGAGGGGUACUGUACACAGCAUCAUCGGCGUCUACGUAUAUGGGGCCUAUGAAAAUCAUCAACAACAUUUUCAACUCGGAUCUUAUGUUUAAUCUCAGGAGAGAGGAGGAUUCUCGGCAGAACAAUGACAAUGGUGAAGUGGGGGUCUCCGGCCGGGACUAUGCCUUAGUUCCCGGGGAAAUGUGGCUGCAGGCCCUGAAAUGGCACAGUAAUUCUAAAGUUGCUAUGAAGGAGGGGAGAAGCUUCUCAGCUGCAGAGGAUGACAUGGCUGAUGUCUAUCCAUUACAGCUCAGGCUUUCAGUUUUGCGGGAGACAAACUCACUGGGGGUAAAAAUAAGCAAAAAGGACAAUGCAGUUGAGCUCUUCAGAAGAGCCUGCAAGAUCUUCAACAUUGAGUCUGAGCUGUUACGCAUUUGGGAUUUUUCUGGUCAGACGACACUAUUUUUUGCAAAUGACAAAAUAAAGCUUCCAAGAGACUGUCAACGGCAGUCAGAUCAGGAGAUUCUUCUGGAGUUGCAAAUCUAUGGGUUGUCAGAUUCUAUGAAAUGCAGAGAAGGAAAAAAAGAUGAAGUGGCAUUACAACAUCCUAAUGUUGUAGGUUCUGGGGCAUCAGUUAUGAUUAAUGGCAACUCUAGCAAUGUGAGCUCUUGUUUUCCUCGGACCCAUUCUUUAGCAAGCGCUGGUGAAGCUGGUUCUUUGGGGUUGACAGGAUUACAGAAUCUUGGAAAUACUUGUUUCAUGAACAGUGCUGUCCAGUGCUUAGCACACACCCCAAAACUUGUUGACUAUUUUCUUGGAGAUUACAGUAGAGAAAUAAACCAUGAGAACCUCUUGGGUAUGGAGGGCGAGCUUGCUUUAGCAUUUGGAGAUCUUUUAAGGAAGUUAUGGGCUCCUGGAGCAACUCCAGUAGCACCAAGAAUAUUUAAGUCAAAGCUUGCUCAUUUUGCUCCUCAAUUCAGUGGCUUUAAUCAGCAUGAUUCGCAAGAGCUUCUUGCUUUUUUGUUGGAUGGACUCCAUGAAGAUCUGAAUCGUGUAAAAUGUAAGCCUUACAUUGAAGCUAAGGAUGGAGAAGGUCGGCCUGAUGAAGAGGUAGCUGAUGAAUAUUGGCAGAAUCAUUUGACUCGCAAUGAUUCUAUCAUUGUUGAUGUAUGCCAAGGACAGUAUAGGUCAACACUAGUUUGUCCUAUUUGCCAAAAGGUUUCUGUUACAUUUGAUCCAUUCAUGUACCUGUCAUUACCUCUUCCUUCAACAACAAUGCGGACUAUGACUUUGACAGUCGUGAGUACUGAUGGAAGUGCUCAGCCUUCUCCAUUUACCAUUACAGUGCCCAAGCAUGGAAAGUGUGAAGAUCUUAUUCAGGCCUUAAGCAUUGCAUGUUCUUUGGGGGUUGAUGAAAGUUUGCUGAUUGCUGAGAUAUAUAACAGCCGUAUUAUACGUUAUCUAGAGGAGCCAACAGAUUUGUUAUCCUUGAUUAGAGAUGAUGACCGAUUAGUUGCGUAUCGGUUACCUAAAGAUAUUGAGAAAGCCUGUUUGGUCGUGUUUAUGCAUCAACAUAUGGAGGAGCAGUACAUCCAUGGGAAGCUGUCGUCAAGUUUUAAGGGAUUUGGAAUUCCUCUUGUGGCGAAACUUUGUAAUAAUGUUGAUGGAUCGCAUAUUCAUAACCUGUAUCUUAAAUUACUUAGUCCAUUCUUAACACAAAAUGAAAAUGCCUUAAAAAAAUAUGAUAAUUUUGGAAGCACAACAAUUGAAGAGGUUUCGGAGAGCAUGAAUCCCAAAUUGGAUGGAGUUGACUCUGGUGAUGGUAAAGGGCUUGAUUCACCCUUCGAUGCUGAAUUCCAGAUGCAUUUAACAGAUGAAAAGGGAACUGUCAAGAACUCCAAGAUAUUAAUGAAUGAGCCACUAAUAAUGGCAGAGAUGCCCAGGCGGUUGAAUGUGCUUGUGUGUUUGCCAGACAAACAGAUUGAACAGUAUGAUACCCAACUUCUUAGCUCAUUGCCUGAAGUUUUUAAGUCUGGAUUUUCAGUUAGAAGACCUCAAGAAUCUGUUUCUUUGUACCAAUGCCUUGAGGCAUUCCUGAAGGAGGAGCCUCUUGGGCCAGAAGAUAUGUGGUACUGUCCUGGUUGCAAGAAGCACCGUCAAGCUAGUAAAAAAUUAGAUCUUUGGAGACUGCCAGAGAUUCUGGUUAUUCAUUUAAAGAGGUUCUCAUACAGCCGGUUCACAAAGAACAAGCUGGAAACAUAUGUGGACUUCCCAGUUGAUAAUCUUAAUUUGUCAGCAUACAUUGCCCAGAAGGAUGACCAGUCUCCUUACCAUUACAUGCUUUAUGCAAUUAGUAAUCACUAUGGAAGCAUGGGAGGUGGUCAUUACACUGCAUUUGUCCAUUGUUGUUGGGAGCUUGUUGCCUGUCCAUGUGGUCUACCUCAAAUUGCCUGUAGUAGGGCACCUGCAAAUCCCACUCAAUGGGCUUGAGCAUGGAUGUCACAUGUCCACUGCACCAAAAUCCCAGGCUGCUUGACUUAUACACUAUUAUGAUUUUAUCUUAGGCAAUAUUGUGUGCCAGUCUGAUAUCAAAUAAAACUGGUAUGCCUUCCACAACUUCAAAUUGUGAAAUCAUAAUGCAGAGUCUCGGGGAAAAAUUUUGUGCAACAAGAUCAAUUUAAUAAAUAUGAAAGUGGUGGCUCUUUUAAGUUCUUGCCCUGCUGCAUAAAUUUUGUGCUUGUGAAUUUGACUUGGUUCAGUCAGAGUAUGUCUUUUGUCUUUGUUGUGAUGUAGCACGGGGGUGAUCGAUGGUACGACUUCGAUGACAGCUAUGUUAAUCCCAUCAACAAGGAGAAGCUGAAGACUUCAGCUGCUUAUGUGCUUUUCUAUAGGAGAGUUGCAGAUGUGUGAAGGUAUUGAUUGUUGACAACCAUAUUGAAGCUAGAGUAGAGUUACAAAUUCUUUCUACAAUUUUAUCGUCUCUAUUGGAAGUAUAAGUUCUGUAUGGUGGCAUUUUUUUGUCCGCGGGAUUAUUUGAGAUUUGGAUUGUAGAGUUUGCUGGAUAGAUGAAAAUGGGAGGGGGAGGUUAUAGACUUAAAGAUGGUACUGAGGAAGACUGUAACAUAGUGGCAACCAAAAGAGGCAGAGUCAAACCAAAGAGGCUAUCUUUUAGAUCUGUUACCCUUUUGUAAACAAAAAAAAUUCUCUAACCAUUUUCUUUUGGGGUAAUUUUUAGAAUAUAGGAAAUUUUCUAGGAGGGGAUUGCCUCCCACUCUUGUGGAAGUGUAUUUCUUGACUUGUGUAUCUGAUGAAUGUAGUUGAUGAAUUUCACUUGUUUGAA